CCCACGUACAUUCAAAGACGGCGCAGAAAUCUUCUCCCGUUGGCUGAUGCUGGCCACCCAUCGCAGAGAUGGCUCUGUGGAUGCUCCUCUACCUCCUCGCCAUCGUCAAAAAUAGCCUUGGGGCAGACACCGAGGAACGAUUGGUGGAGCACCUGCUGAACCCCGCCCACUACAACAAAUUGAUCCGCCCAGCCACCAAUGGCUCUGAGCUGGUGACGGUGCAGUUCAUGUUGUCAUUGGCCCAGCUCAUCAGUGUGCAUGAGAGGGAGCAGAUUAUGACCACCAACGUCUGGCUUACUCAGGAGUGGCAGGACUACCGGCUGACGUGGGUCCCGGAGGAGUUUGAUGGGAUGCUGAAGGUCAGGCUGCCCUCCAAACACAUCUGGCUGCCGGACAUCGUCCUCUAUAACAAUGCGGAUGGUAUGUAUGAAGUGUCCUUCUACUCCAACGCGGUGGUCUCGUACGACGGCAGCGUCUUCUGGCUCCCGCCGGCCAUCUACAAGAGCGCCUGCAAGAUCGAGGUCAAGCACUUCCCCUUCGACCAGCAGAACUGCACGCUGACCUUCCGCUCGUGGACGUACGACCGCUCCGAGGUGGACCUGGUGCUGCGCACCGACGUGGCCAGCAUGGACGACUUCACGCCCAGCGGCGAGUGGGACAUCAUCGCGCUGCCCGGCCGGCGCAACGAGAACCCGCUGGACGCCAACUACGUGGACAUCACGUACGACUUCAUCAUCCGCCGCAAGCCGCUCUUCUACACCAUCAACCUCAUCAUCCCCUGCGUCCUCAUCACCUCGCUGGCCAUCCUGGUCUUCUACCUGCCCUCCGACUGCGGCGAGAAGAUGACCCUGUGCAUCUCGGUGCUCCUCGCCCUCACCGUCUUCCUCCUCCUGAUCUCCAAGAUCGUGCCGCCCACCUCGCUGGACGUGCCGCUGGUGGGCAAGUACCUGAUGUUCACCAUGGUGCUGGUGACCUUCUCCAUCGUCACCAGCGUCUGCGUUCUCAACGUGCACCACCGCUCGCCCACCACGCACACCAUGCCGCCGUGGGUCAAGCUGGUGUUCCUGGACAAGCUGCCCGCGCUCCUCUUCAUGCGCCAGCCGCGCAACAGCAGCGAGCGCCAGAAGCUGCGCCACCGCCGCCACGCCCACGAGCGCCGGCAGGCCGGGUCGGUGGUAGGUGGGGGGGGCGCGGGCGGGCGCGGGGGCCUGGGCAUCCUGGCGGGGCUGGGCCUGGGGACGGGCGGGAUGGGCGGAGACGGGGCAGCGGAAGGCUUCGGGAAGGAGGGCAACAACAGCGAGGCGUGCACCUGCUACGUCAACCACGCCUCCGUCAAGCAGUUCGGGGGCGAAGCGGGCGCAGGGGGCCUCGGGGAGUCGCCCGACGGGGCGAACGGACUGAGGGAGGGGGCGGCCUCCCGCGAGGGAGGUACGUCGGCUCUCACGCGGGGCAAGCAGCCUCCGCCGCCGCCGGCGCUCACCCAGGCGCUGCUGGGACAGGCCUGCCCGGGGCUGGACGAGGCGGUGGACGGCGUGCGCUUCAUCGCCAACCACAUGAAGAGCGAGGACGACGACCGCAGUGUGAGCGAGGACUGGAAGUACGUUGCCAUGGUGAUCGACCGCCUCUUCCUGUGGAUCUUUGUGUUUGUGUGCGUGUUCGGCACGGUGGGCAUGUUCCUACAGCCGCUCUUCCAGAACACCACAGUCAAGGUCCUCACCCACACGCCCGGCUGACCAAUCUCGCGCCCCGCCACGCUGACGGACGCCGCUCGCCACCAAAGGGGCGACAGGAGGGACAAAGGGAGGAGGGAGGGCCCGGGCGUGGGGGUGUGGGGGAGUUCAGACUUUUUCAUCUUUUUAAAACCAAUAGGCCUGACUGUCAGACACUCCAUGUUGGGUUCAUAUGCAAACUUCUUUCUUAAGGAAACUGCUUUUGAACAAAAUCGUGGGGAGAUAAGCAGACAAACAGCUCCAAGAGACCUCCUUUUUUCUGCGGUGAAUGGAACAACCCUCUGUCCAAUCCCCUCUCUCCUCCCUUUGAGUGACAUACAGCACAAGCCAAUCAGGGAGAGAGGGCACACUUGUUUACUUUGCUCUUCUGGUCAGUCAGCGCUCUGCAAGCAGACACCACCCACCAACCAACCACCCAAUCGCUGGACCGCUGCUGGGCUUCGGGCUUUGACAGAGGACUCCUGAUUGGCUCAUGGGAGAGCCAAUCACAAAGACUCAAUGAGAAAAAAAAAUGUACCUAUUAUAUUUUGCUUUUAGUUUCUCAAAUCACUACUUAAAAGCGACUGGCUAAGUAUAUUUUACAAUAGACUAGUACCAUAUCACUUUAUUGUGUCUGACGUGUAUAGGAUCCAUAUUAUUUCUUGACAAACACACAGAGGGACAGGGUGUCUAUAGUGAUGCAGUAUUGUAUGAUUAUAUAAAACAUAACAGGAAUGUGAUCAUUAGUGUACCACACCGUUCAUAACAAACACAGAGCCCCACAAACAGAGCACUCCACAAGGGACAGUA
Molecule: messenger RNA, 2519 nt
Organism: Sardina pilchardus (European sardine)
Lineage: Eukaryota; Metazoa; Chordata; Actinopteri; Clupeiformes; Clupeidae
Gene: chrnb2
Product: cholinergic receptor, nicotinic, beta 2
Exons: 8
Coding region: 69-1733 (554 amino acids)
Biological process (GO): monoatomic ion transmembrane transport; nervous system process; regulation of membrane potential
Cellular component (GO): postsynaptic membrane; plasma membrane; synapse
Molecular function (GO): acetylcholine-gated monoatomic cation-selective channel activity; transmembrane signaling receptor activity
Source: RefSeq, a predicted model, not a curated record